This is a messenger RNA of Gavialis gangeticus (Gharial), 2090 nucleotides long. RefSeq names its product phospholipid phosphatase 3 (gene PLPP3). Gene Ontology annotation, molecular function: phosphatidate phosphatase activity. The coding region runs from base 1 to 942 and encodes 313 amino acids. Gene Ontology annotation, biological process: phospholipid metabolic process; canonical Wnt signaling pathway; phospholipid dephosphorylation. Lineage: Eukaryota; Metazoa; Chordata; Crocodylia; Gavialidae. The record is from RefSeq and is a predicted model, not a curated record. The transcript is spliced from 6 exons.
AUGCAGAACUACAAGUACGACAAAGCCAUCGCCCCGGAGAGCAAGAACGGCGGCAGCCCGGCCCUCAACAACAACCCGGCCAAGGGCAGCACCAAGAAAGUGCUGCUCAUCUUCCUCGACCUCUUCUGCCUCUUCAUGGCUGGCUUGCCCUUCCUGAUCAUUGAAACCAGCACGAUUCCACCGUAUAAGCGGGGCUUCUACUGUAACGACGACAGCAUCAAGUACCCUUUGAAAACAGGCGAGACGAUUAAUGACGCCGUGCUCUGCGCUGCAGGCAUUCUCAUCGCCAUCCUCGCUAUCAUCACAGGAGAGUGUUACCGGAUCCGCUAUUUGAAGGAGAAAUCAAGAUCCUUCAUCACAAACCCGUAUGUGGCAGCUCUGUACAAACAAGUGGGAUGUUUUGCCUUUGGCUGUGCCAUCAGCCAGUCCUUCACAGACAUUGCCAAAGUGUCCGUUGGACGGUUGCGACCUCAUUUCCUGGAAGUUUGCGAUCCAGUUUAUUCAGAAAGUGACUGCACUAAAGGUUACAUUCAAAACUACACCUGCAGAGGAAAUGAGAGCAAAGUCCAGGAAGCCAGGAAAUCCUUUUUCUCUGGCCAUGCCUCCUUCUCACUCUAUACCAUGCUUUAUUUGGUGUUAUAUCUGCAGGCCAGGUUUACGUGGAGAGGAGCCCGCCUGCUACGUCCCCUUCUGCAGUUCACCCUCAUCAUGAUGGCAUUUUACACAGGACUGUCCCGUGUGUCUGACCACAAGCAUCACCCUACGGAUGUGCUGGCAGGGUUUGCACAAGGAGCCCUGGUGGCUUACUGCAUAGUGUUUUACGUCUCAGACCUCUUCAAGCCCAAGAUGAAGACUUCUCUGCCUCCUCCUCCUCCAACACGGAAGGACAUUCUUUCAUCUGUGGACAUCAUUGAACGGAACAAUCACCACAAUAUGGUGUAGACCAUUGAAAAACCUGGUCUUUUUUAUAUUUUAAUUUUAUUUUUAAAUUUUUUUUUGUUGCAAAAAUGACUGCUGACAGCAACUACCUGCUGCUCUCAAAUCUCAUCAGACAGUAGAAUGUAGGGAGAGACUUUCUUGCCCAACCAGUAAGGUCUAACUCUGUGGCCUUUUCACUUGCAACAUUUGCAUGAAAUAGGUGGUGUUCAAAUAAAAUUAAAAAAAACAAAAAACAGUGAAAAAGGAAAAAAAUAGUGGUGCCGGAGUUCUGGAUGUGCAAUUGGUUGAGUGUUCAUGUUAUAGUGAACACCAAAUUGUUCAUAGCGUAAUGAACACUAAAUGAUUAUGUGAAGCCGGCCAGCGUUUUUACUAUGAAUAUUUCCAAUGCCUGUAAGAAAAAAAGAAACUCACAACUAAAAUGAUAUAGCACUAUAUACAAGAAACAGCACUGAUUCAAGAUUUGGGAUUGGUCUAUACGAGUUGCUAUUUUUGUUCGCAUUAAUAUUGGUUUACUCAACUCCGUUCCAUACUGUGACUUAGUUUAGAAGUUUGCCCUCGCAAAGGUGUCUGAAGGGUGUCUGCUCACACUAUACAAGUUAAAAAAAGUUAACACUAUAAGAGAUUUCCACAACAGACUGAACGCGAAUGAAUCCAUCAUCCAGUUAGACCCCAAAUCUCUUCAUUUCCAUCGUAUCCCCCGUGACAGAACUGCAUGAGGCAUCAAGCACACACAGAAGCAACAAAUGGUCUAAUAAAACACAAAAAAACCUUCCUUCGUUUCCCUUCACCCCUACAAGUUGCAGCAGAAUUUUCUUUGCUAUUAUUGCUGCCGCCCUUGGGAGUGCAUGUCAUGUAAAAUGUUAGUGGUUGGACUUAUUGAAGAUAUGUUAGCACUAUGUACUUGGGAUUGAGUCCCAGGGAACAUUGGUUCUGCAGUUUUGGGACGGGCUGCUGGGCGGAACGUCCCAGCCUGGAUUUCAGUCAGUUUGUGCAUUCCCCUCAACGCCUGUGGGUAGUGCCAUGGUAUAAGCCAUUCAAUAGGCCAAAUUCUGUCUUCCGCUACACCAGUGGUAAAUCAAGAAGGUGUACAUGAGAGUGGGGUUUUUACCCUGCAACCCUAGUUCUUUGGCUUUCUGAUGGAAAUUAAAGCU